AUAAGGGGUCGUUAGAACGGUGUCGUUUUAUUUUAGUCUCUGUCAGGCAAGCUCUGUAGCUGCCUUAUGUUUUGGGGGCUCAGCUAUGCUGCUUAGGGUUUUUGGACUCUCAGAACCGGAAUUGCAGAGAGGAGGUUUAAGUGGCGAAAGCGCUUUAGCUUCAUCAGUAAAUAGUUCUCUCCUUCUGCCAUGGAUCCUUCAUCUCUGGACUCGGCCGAGUUGCAGCAGUUCAUCAAUCAAGAGAAGGAGAAGGCCUUGCUUAAUGAAAUGGUGGCAAAGCUCACAACAGUGUGCUGGGAUAAGUGCAUCACCAGUACGCCAGGAAACAAGUUCAGCUCUAGUGAAUCAACAUGCCUUUCCAACUGCGCUCAGCGCUAUAUGGACAUGAGCCUUAUCAUCAUGAAACGCUUCCAGUCCAUGCACUGAAGUUUUGCAGAAUACUUCUGUUGUCUCAGCAACAAAAAGCUGUUGCCAUUUUUUCCCCCUUAAUUGGCCUGUGUCAUCAGCUAUUUUCGUUUGAGAGCAUUUUGGAUCUUGGUCAUUCCGAAUUUUCUUGAAGACCUCCAUGGAUAUCAUUGAUUGUUCCUGUAUUCAAAAAAAGGCAAAUAAAAUCUCUCGUUGUGGAUUUUAUAA
Messenger RNA from Malania oleifera, 633 nucleotides. RefSeq names its product mitochondrial import inner membrane translocase subunit TIM8. NCBI's taxonomy places the organism in Eukaryota, Viridiplantae, Streptophyta, Magnoliopsida, Santalales, Ximeniaceae. The transcript is spliced from 2 exons. Bases 190 to 426 code for a protein of 78 amino acids. The record is from RefSeq and is a predicted model, not a curated record.